UUACCCUAAAUUGUGACGUUGUCGUGAAAAAUCUCACAUCAAUUCAAAUUUUUGAUGGGCACCAAAGGAUUGUCGCCGACUCGAGGGAUCACGAAGACAUGGAUUUACACACGGAAUUCAUUCCGUACACGAGCCAACAUCAUCUUUUCAAAGUUUUUCUCACGAAGGAACAAUUUCGCACGUACCGUGAACCCUUUUUCUGUGUGGCAAAUAGUUUGUUUGGCAAAGCCCAAAUGGCGAUAAAUGUCGAUGAGAUUCGUCGUCACAAAGUGACAGAAGAGAAAAAGUUUUCGUAUGCUACUGGUAGAAGAGCAUCCUUUGUGGCAACUGACAUGUCAAAACUUGAAAAAGAUGUUAAAAUACUUGAAGGAGAUAGUUUGAGGUUGUCAUGUUUGGAGCAUGAUUUCCCUCAUCGAGAUGUUGUUUGGUAUAAGGAAAAUCGACCUUCACCGAAUUUCAAAAGCAACGAACUCAUCAUAGAAAAAACAACCAAAGGCGAUCAAGGCACUUACCGCUGUUACAUCGACUCUACCGAACAAAAUCGUUUCAAAGUCACAAUUCUCUCUGAACGUUGCUCUCCAUGGACUUCUUUCACUCCAUGCUCUGUUUCCUGCGGCACAGGAUAUCGUUCUCGCACUCAAAAAUGUCUCAAACCGCCAAAUUUCGUAUGCGACGAAAUCAAUUUCGAAGUUGAAAUUUGCCAAGCUCAUCAUUGCACGAAAAAUCCGGAGCCAGCUUUUCUUAAACAAGGACCUGAAUUGGUUGAAUGGCACGGAAACAGCUUCAAACCGUACAAAGACACGGAAUACGACAAAGAUGGUCCGAAUUGCGCGAAGGGAUUCACGCUGGAUGUCUUUCGGAAACGCUGCGUCGAUGUCAAUGAAUGCAAAAGACGAGAAAAUUGCCCGAAAGGAUUCCGAUGUGUUAACACGAUGGGUAGUUUUAAUUGUGUGCCAUGUCCCAAGGGGUUUUUGGGGAUAAAGGGACGUUGUUUGGAUAUUAAUGAAUGUAGCAUCCGAACUCAUAAAUGCUCACAAAUUUGUGUGAAUACUCAUGGAAGUUAUCGAUGUGCUUGUAAAAAUGGCUUUAAAUUGCAUUCUGAUGGAAAUUUUUGUGAAUAUCAAGGAUUUUAUUGAAAAUCGAUGGACCCGUAAUUUCGU
Molecule: messenger RNA, 1160 nt
Organism: Culicoides brevitarsis
Lineage: Eukaryota; Metazoa; Arthropoda; Insecta; Diptera; Ceratopogonidae
Product: fibulin-2-like
Exons: 4
Coding region: 99-1136 (345 amino acids)
Molecular function (GO): calcium ion binding
Source: RefSeq, a predicted model, not a curated record